Cornus florida is the source of this 2478-nucleotide messenger RNA. RefSeq lists its product as uncharacterized. Bases 672 to 2303 code for a protein of 543 amino acids. The record is from RefSeq and is a predicted model, not a curated record. The transcript has 6 exons. Lineage: Eukaryota; Viridiplantae; Streptophyta; Magnoliopsida; Cornales; Cornaceae.
CAUAGUUUAACUUUAUUCAUCUUUACAAUGCGGCGAGGACAGCUUGCGCGGCUUUUGUUGUUGACUUUCUCUCUCCUUACCUUUCCUCUUUCACAAACCUGCAAUUAUAGAAGCAAGAAGUAGUACUACUCCAAACCAAAAAAUUCACUAUACCAUCACGAGAUCCACCCCUUGUUAGUAAGUUCUCCGUGCCUUCUCCGCUCAUCACUUUCUCUCUCUUCCCAACUUUACUCUCUCUCUCUCUCUCUCUCUGAAAUACUACUACUUCGGAGUACUAUCUAACUUGCUGGUCCUAUCUCGUUUUACUUUCAGGCCUUCCGUCCAUAUAUUUCCACUUUCUGCCUUUUUUUCAUUUACUUUUCCAUUUUUUCUUUCUUUUUCUUUUUCCGUUUAACGUCGAUCCGCCUAAAAUUUGAAUAACUUUUGUUUCUAGUACUUGAUCGACUUGAUUAGUCUUUCAGAAUCUGUGAAAAUUUGAUCAAAUUACAUCACCGUCGUCUUUCAUCUUCUUUCUCUCUCUAGAAUGUACCAAAAUUAGUUCAUUUAUUGUGCGAUCAAAUCACUUAAUUUAUUGAAGUGAGUGAUGAUCUUCAGAACUAUUAUUACGAGUCACUUCAAACGGUUCGACAAGUGUCGUAACUGAGUCGGCUGUUUUGAGAGAGAGCGAGAAUAUGCAGGGAUUUCAGAGGCAUUUGAUGUUCGGAUCUGGACUUUAUAGACAUUUCACAGAGACAAUCUGGCGUCCAUUAUUGACUAUCAAGAAACUCCCUGCAAGAUCUCCUCUUGUCUUCUUCUCCUUCCUCCUCCUCUUCCUCGGCGCGUUUAUCUCCACGCGCUUGCUCAGCUCUACUGUAACUUCUGUCGCUGAUAAUUCCCCACAGAAAACGAUACUGACCACUAGAACAGCCCACACUUACACUCAUAAAUCACCUCCCAAAAUCCUCAAUAAGCCGCUGCCGCCUAAGAAAAUUGAAAUUCCUCUCAACUGCUUAGCCACAGUCGGUAAUCUCACACGAACCUGCCCACCAAAUUAUUACCCAAAAAAGUUCCAUCCAGAAGAUCAUGACCGUGAUCAAUCGAAAACUCCGACAUGCCCUGAUUACUUCAGUUGGGUCCACGAAGAUCUACGGCCAUGGAGGGACACGGGGAUCACGGCGGAGAUGGUGGAGAGAGCCAAGAGGACGGCCAACUUCAAACUAGUGAUUGUGGAUGGGAGGGCCUAUGUGGAGAAAUAUCAAAGGGCUUUCCAGAGCAGAGAUGUUUUUACACUGUGGGGAAUCCUACAGUUGUUACGGAAGUACCCCGGGAAGGUGCCUGAUUUGGAGCUGAUGUUUGACUGCGUUGACUGGCCGGUCAUCAGAUCGAGGGACUAUCGUGGGCCCAAUGCCACGGCCCCACCGCCACUGUUUCGAUAUUGCGGGGAUGAUGCCACACUGGAUAUUGUUUUCCCAGACUGGUCCUUUUGGGGUUGGCCAGAAAUCAACUUAAAGCCAUGGGAGGCAUUGUUGAGGGACCUAAAAGAAGGAAACAAGAGAAAAAGAUGGAUGGAUAGAGAACCUUAUGCAUACUGGAAGGGCAAUCCAAUUGUUGCUGCUACCAGAAUGGAUCUCAUGAAAUGUAAUGUCUCUGACAAACAGGACUGGAAUGCUCGUGUCUAUGCCCAGGACUGGAUUCGAGAAUCACAGCAAGGCUACAAGCAAUCAGAUUUGGCAGGUCAAUGUAUUCACAGAUAUAAAAUUUAUAUCGAAGGAUCUGCAUGGUCUGUAAGUGAAAAAUACAUUCUUGCUUGUGAUUCCGUUACCUUAAUAGUGAAGCCCCGUUACUAUGAUUUCUUCACAAGAAGUUUGAACCCGGUGCACCACUACUGGCCCAUUAGGGUUGACGACAAGUGCAAAUCUAUUAAAUUUGCAGUUGACUGGGGCAACAGCCACAAACAAAAGGCACAAGCCAUUGGCAAGGCAGCAAGUGAUUUCAUUCAAGAGGAUUUGAAGAUGGAGUAUGUGUAUGACUAUAUGUUUCAUCUCUUAAAUGAAUAUGCUAAGCUCUUGAGAUUUAAGCCCAAGGUACCUCAAAAAGCAGUUGAACUUUGCUCAGAGACAAUGGCUUGCCAUGCAAAAGGAUUAGGGAAGAAUUUUAUGGUGGAAUCUUUGGUAAAGAGUCCCUCAGACUCGACACCUUGCGCAUUGCCUCCGCCUUACGAUCCUCUCGCUCUUCGCUCAUCUCUUAAAAGAAAAGCAAAUUCAAUAAAGCAAGUAGAGUUAUGGGAGAAGAAUUACUGGGACAGUCAAACUAAGCAGAGCUAGGAAGGCAUCUUUAUUGUAUUUACGAUAAGACAAAAAAAAAAAAAAAAAAAAAAAAAAAAAAAAAAAAAAAAAUGAAUGUAUUUAGUUUUAAUCCGCGGCUUAAUUUGUUCCUUCAUAUCUUCAUAUCUAUAUCUUGAUGAGCGGUAAUAAGAAAAGCAAAAUGAAAAUUUUAAAA